Messenger RNA from Eimeria maxima, 1350 nucleotides. Its product is annotated as tubulin beta chain, putative. The record is from RefSeq and is a predicted model, not a curated record. Bases 1 to 1350 code for a protein of 449 amino acids. The transcript is spliced from 4 exons. Gene Ontology annotation, molecular function: structural constituent of cytoskeleton; GTP binding; GTPase activity. Gene Ontology annotation, biological process: mitotic cell cycle; microtubule cytoskeleton organization. NCBI's taxonomy places the organism in Eukaryota, Apicomplexa, Conoidasida, Eucoccidiorida, Eimeriidae. Gene Ontology annotation, cellular component: cytoplasm; microtubule.
AUGAGAGAAAUUGUUCACGUUCAGGGUGGCCAAUGUGGCAAUCAGAUUGGCGCCAAGUUCUGGGAGGUUAUUUCGGAUGAACACGGCAUAGCCCCGACUGGUACCUACAAGGGGGACAGCGACCUUCAGUUGGAACGUAUUUCGGUGUUCUACAAUGAGGCAACUGGCGGGCGUUAUGUGCCUCGCGCAGUCCUCAUGGACUUGGAGCCAGGGACGAUGGACUCCGUGCGGUCGGGCCCUUUCGGGCAGCUCUUCCGCCCUGACAACUUCGUAUUCGGGCAGACAGGAGCGGGGAACAACUGGGCCAAAGGUCACUACACCGAGGGCGCGGAGUUGAUUGAUUCCGUACUUGAUGUGGUGCGCAAGGAAGCAGAGGGCUGCGAUUGCCUACAGGGUUUCCAGGUUACGCACUCACUCGGUGGAGGCACAGGAAGUGGCAUGGGAACGCUGCUCAUCAGCAAGGUCCGUGAGGAGUACCCCGACAGGAUUAUGGAGACUUUCUCGGUCUUCCCUUCCCCGAAGGUGUCGGACACUGUGGUCGAGCCGUACAACGCAACUCUUUCUGUGCAUCAGCUGGUUGAGAACGCAGACGAAGUGCAGGUUAUUGACAACGAGGCACUGUAUGACAUUUGCUUCCGAACUCUCAAGCUCACCACCCCGACUUACGGCGACCUAAACCACCUCGUCAGCGCAGCUAUGUCUGGAGUGACUUGUUCGCUUCGUUUCCCCGGCCAGCUGAACUCGGACCUCAGGAAGCUGGCUGUAAACCUUGUGCCUUUCCCUCGUCUGCACUUCUUCCUAAUAGGCUUCGCCCCUCUGACCAGCCGAGGCUCUCAGCAGUACCGCGCUCUGACGGUUCCCGAGUUGACCCAACAAAUGUUCGAUGCAAAGAAUAUGAUGUGCGCCUCUGACCCGCGCCACGGCCGCUACCUUACGGCGUGCGCGCUAUUCCGCGGCCGCAUGAGCACCAAGGAGGUGGAUGAGCAGAUGCUGAACGUGCAGAACAAGAACUCUUCCUACUUCGUCGAAUGGAUUCCCAACAACAUGAAAUCCGGCGUCUGUGAUAUCCCUCCCAAGGGCCUGAAGAUGUCUGUCACCUUCGUAGGAAACUCGACCGCCAUUCAGGAGAUGUUCAAGCGUGUCUCCGACCAAUUUACGGCUAUGUUCCGCCGUAAAGCUUUCCUCCACUGGUACACCGGGGAAGGAAUGGACGAGAUGGAGUUCACCGAAGCCGAGUCCAACAUGAAUGAUUUGGUCUCCGAAUAUCAGCAGUACCAGGAUGCCACCGCUGAGGAAGAAGGGGAGUUCGACGAAGAAGAAGGUGCUAUGGAUGCAGAGGGCGCCGCGUGA